This is a messenger RNA of Polyodon spathula (Mississippi paddlefish), 6544 nucleotides long. Its product is annotated as DENN domain-containing protein 5B-like. Gene Ontology annotation, molecular function: guanyl-nucleotide exchange factor activity; small GTPase binding. Lineage: Eukaryota; Metazoa; Chordata; Actinopteri; Acipenseriformes; Polyodontidae. The transcript has 23 exons. The coding region runs from base 219 to 4187 and encodes 1322 amino acids. The record is from RefSeq and is a predicted model, not a curated record.
ACUGAUCAGUAUACGCUGUACUGCACAGAGACUAUGCAACUGCGUUGAAUUACAAUAACAAGACAUUACUAGGUCGUAUAAAAGAAUACCAAAAGCAAACACGUUUUAUUAAUAGUAUUACAAAACACUGAUUUAUAUUUAACACCAGUGCCACACGUCUUGCUAUGGAGAUUUUAUGAUUGGAAUAGAACGAGACGAGGUUUCUACCGGGAUCCAGGAUGAGUGCUACGGGCUCGGGCACGGCGCCUUGCCGCUUCGCUCAUUACUUCGUGGUUUGUGGGAUAGAUACUGAGACUGGUCUUGAACCAGAUGAGUUAGCCGCAUUAUACCAAUGGCUAGAAGCAGAUCGUCAUGGCAGGAGCCAAGAUGCUGCAAACUCAGGGGAAAACUUUGAACAGAGCCCUCUGAGAAGAACAUUCAAGUCCAAAGUUUUAGCGCAUUUCCCAGAGACUGUUGAAUGGAACCCCUUUGACCAAGAUGCUGUUAAUAUGCUCUGCAUGCCCAAAGGCCUCUCCUUCCGGACCCAGGUGGACAACCGUGAGCCGCAGUUCCACUCGUACCUCAUAACCCGGGAAGAUGGCUCACGCACGUAUGGCUUUGUGCUGACGUUUUACGAGGAGGUAACCAGCAAGCAGAUCUGCACAGCCAUGCAGACGCUGUACCAGAUGCACCACGCUGAACACUCGGGCAGCGUUUGUGCCUCGUCUUCCUGCAGCAUGGACUCCCUGGCCAGCAGCUUGGAUGAAGGCGAUGCCACCUCUCUCAACAAGCUCCACUGCUGCAGCUCCUACGAUAUGAGCCGCGAUACCCUCUACGUCUCCAAGGCCCUCUGCCUCAUCACACCACUGCCGUUCAUGCAGGCCUGCCGCAAGUUCCUCACCCAGCUGCACCGGGCCGUCAGCUCCCAGCAGCCACCGCCCCUCCCCCUGGAGAGCUACAUCCACAACAUCCUGUAUGAGGUGCCCCUGCCUCCCCCCGGCCGCUCCCUGAAGUUCCAUGGAGUGUACGAGCCCAUUGUUUGCCAGAGACCCAGUCCCAGUGAGCUGCCCCUCGCCGACUACUCACUGAAGCAGGUCUUUGAGCUUCUGGGGGUGGAGAACUUAGUGCAGGUGUUCACCUGUGUCCUGCUGGAGAUGCAGAUCCUGCUAUACUCACAAGAUUACCAACGGCUGAUGACAGUGGCAGAAGGGAUCACAACGCUGCUCUUCCCAUUCCAAUGGCAACACGUGUACGUUCCCAUCCUCCCAGCAUCCCUGCUUCACUUCCUCGAUGCCCCUGUGCCCUACCUGAUGGGGCUCCAGUCAAAGGAAGGAACUGACCGCUCCAAGCUGGAGCUGCCACAGGAGGCAAAUCUCUGCUUUGUGGACAUUGAUAACCACUUCAUCGAGCUCCCAGAGGACUUCCCACAGUUCCCUAACAAGCUGGAAUUCAUCCAGGAGAUCUCGGCAGUCCUGCUCCAGUUCGGUAUUCCUCCCGAGGGCAGCCUGCCCUGCAGCGAGAGCGCCACCAAGCUGAAGAGCCUGGCACUGCACGACCUGGUCAACGACAAGAAGAAUGGCAACUUGCCUGGUGACGCCCUGGCUGUCUUUGAGCUGCUGCAGGGCAAUGCCACGCUGGAGCGGCUGCAGGCCCUGGCAAAGCGGACGGGGGUGACGGUGGGGCGCGUGCAAACGCUGGGCGACAGCACAGUGAAGGAGAAGGAUGGCAGGCUGCAGUGCGAGGAGGAAGAGCUGCGUGACGCCACGCUCAACGUGCAGGUCCGCGAGGUCUUUGCCAACCGUUUCUCACACAUGUUCGCCGACUAUGAGUCAUUCGUUAUCCAGAGUGCUAUGGACUUGGAAUCCUGGCUCACCAACCGUGAGCAAAUGCAUAACUUCGACAAGGCCUCGUUCCUGUCAGACCAGCCUGAGCCCUACCUCCCCUUCCUGUCCCACUUCAUUGAGACGCAGAUGUUCGCCACUUUCAUCGACAACAAGAUCAUGUCACAAUGGGAGGUAACGGAGCCGCUGCUCAGAGUUUUCGAUUCUCGCAUCGAGAAGAUGAGGCUCUAUAACGUGCGCAUCCCUAACCUCCGCUCAUCCAACUACCAGAAAAGCACCAUCUUAAAGGAAUCGGCCCAGUCUAUUGAACAGCGGCUCAUGAAGAUCGAUCACACAGCUGUCCACCCGCACCUGCUCGAUAUGAAGAUUGGACAAGGCAAAUAUGAGCAGGGCUUCUUUCCAAAGCUGCAGGCCGAUGUGCUGGCAGCAGGACCAACCAAUAACAACAGAUGGGCCAGUCGGACAGGGACAGCCCAGCGAAGGAAAGACCGCCUCAGACAACAUUCCGAGCACCUGGGCCUGGACAAUGAUUUAAGAGAGCAAGUAGAGGGGUGUCUGGUCCUGCAGAACUCAGUGGCAUUCUGGGAGUGGGAUCAGGGCCCACCUCCUCCCAUACAACCUCCUACAAAAUCCUUCUCUGCCUGCUGUCUGAAAUACAUGCAGGAGGCCAGGAGUUUAGGGAAGAGCUUGAGACAGCCCAAACUGUCGGACCUCUCCCCCGCCGUCAUUGCACAGACCAACUGGAAAUUUGUGGAGGGGCUGCUUAAAGAAUGCAGAAUGAAGACGAAGCGAAUGCUGGUGGAGAAGAUGGGCCAUGAGGCGGUGGAGCUGGGCCAUGGAGAGGCAAACAUAACAGGGCUGGAGGAGAACACGCUCAUCGCCAGCCUGUGCGACCUGAUGGAAAGGAUCUGGAGUCACGGGUUGCAGGUCAAACAGGGGAAAUCUGCCUUGUGGUCUCAUUUGCUUCAGUACCAAGAGCGGGAAGAGAAACUGGAGCAGACAGCAGUCUCUCCAGUUUUGCUAGGACCAGAGAGACGGAAAUCUGAGUCAGGAUUGACCAUGCCUUUCCUCCGGGUGUCCCUUAUUCAGGACAUGAGGCACAUCCAGAAUGUGAGUGAAAUAAAGACGGAUGUGGGUCGAGCUCGUGGCUGGAUCAGGCUCUCGCUGGAGAAAAAGCUACUCUCCCAGCACCUUAAACAGCUGCUCUCCAACCAGGCAUUAACAAAAAAGCUGUAUAAGCGUUAUGCUUUCCUCCGCUGUGAAGAAGAGAAGGAGCAGUUCCUCUAUCACCUCCUCACGCUCAACACGGUUGAUUACUUCUGCUUCACUAGUGUCUUCACUACCAUCAUGAUACCCUACAGAGCAGUGAUCAUCCCCAUAAAGAAGCUGAGCAAUGCCAUCACCACCUCAAACCCCUGGGUCGGUGUCUCGGGAGAGCUGGGGGACUCGGGAGUGAUGCAGAUUCCAAAGAACGUGCUGGAGAUCACCUUCGAGUGUCAAAAUUUGGGAAAGCUGACAACAGCUCAAAUCGGACAUGACAACUCUGGUCUGUUAGCGAAGUGGCUGGUAGACUGUGUGAUGGUCAGGAAUGAGAUCACAGGACAUACUUACAAGUUCCCGUGUGGCCGUUGGCUGGGGAAGGGGGUCGACGAUGGGAGCCUGGAGAGAAUACUGAUUGGAGAGUUGAUCAUCCCGUGUGCCGACGAGGACCUGAGCAAGCAGUGCAGAACCCCACCACUGCAGCGCUCCCCCACACAGACACGCCGCAUCAGCAUCACCUCACUGGCAGGCAAGAACAAGCCGAAUGCUGACCAAAUUCAGGAGGCCAUCGGGGAAGCUGUGAAUAAUAUUGUAAAACACUUUCAUAAACCUGAAAAGGAGCGAGGAAGCCUCACGAUCCUGCUGUGUGGUGAGAACGGUCUGGUCUCCGCUCUGGAGCAGUUUUUCCACCACGGGUUCAAAUCCUCCCGCAUUUUCCAGAAGAACGUCUUCGUCUGGGAUUUCAUAGAGAAAGCCAUGGCCUACUUUGAAAUGACGGAUCAGAUUGGGGACACUGAGGAGGGAAUGGAAUCCUUCAGAUCCAAGUGUAAAGUAUUCUGUCAUUAUGUGAACGCCAUCAACAUAACCCCAAGGAACAUUGGAAAAGAUGGAAAAUUCCAGCUGCUUGUUUGUCUUGGGGCAAGGGACCAUUUGCUUCCUCAGUGGAUCCCGCUCCUGGUGGAAUGCCCUCUAAUCACAAGGAUGUAUGAAGAAUAUGCUCUGCUCCGGGACCACCUGACAGUGAAUUCCCUCAUUCAGGCGCUACAGACAGUCCAUGAGUUCAAUAUUACACUGGAAUCCUCUCUGGUCAAAGGAAUAACCCUGUAGCCUUACUGUAUGUUAAAAAAGAGACUGGCUGUCAUGGGUCUACAUUCUGAGAAUACUGUAGGAACCUUUUUCUGGCCCAUAUUGCUGCUGGUAGUGCAACACUGGCAAGUAACAUUUAAUAGAUUGAAAACAAAAGAAGACAGCAAAGACUGGGCCACAAGAUGUGGGAGAAAGCAUCGUGGAGUGGGCAAGAAGUAAUGUAUAAAGCUGAAUACAGUAUUACCUAGCUUGUUUAAAGAAACUUUGAAAUUUAGAAAGAAUAUAGAAUAUUUUUCAUGGGUUUAGAUGUGUGUAAAUACGUUUUCAAUAAAAUAUGAAAGGUUAAUACAUUGCUAAGAUGAGUUUACCAGAAAACAAAAGACAAACAUGUUCUUAUGUAAUGCACUGUGUUUUGCUGACUAUUUAGUUCAGUAGAAUCUUCAGCUAUUGCUAGAAGGCAUGCUGUUAGUCACACUUGACAAGCUUGGUUCUGUUUUGUUCGUUUUUUUCAGGGAUGGUUUUCUGUCACUGGCAUGCCAUAGUUACAGCUUGGGAAUUCAAAUGUCGUCACUAGGCAAUAAAGUUUUUUACAGUGGAUUAGUCAUCAAUAUCAAACUAGUGGCAAGCCCAAGAUUUUUUGAUGAUCAAACUGUAUUACAGUAGAUCCAUCACCAUAGAUAUUGAUGAGUUAUCAGUGUGACAAACAUACCACUUUUAUGGAAUGGCCCUACUGUGCAAGUGUGUCCUUUCUGGAGCAAUUGAUGCACAGCAUUACUUCUCUAUCACAAUAUCAAAUGCAUUGUGAAAUUUACUACUGCUGUUUAUGCAAGCUUUGUCUGAGCACUUGAAAUAUCAGCUCUGAAUGGCUUUACUUUUUGGUCCAAUUGGAGAUUUCUGUGUUUCUUUUACAGCAACUGGGACCCUCCAGUACAGAACACUGAUCUGAUUAUAAUGGAACAUUAAGACAUCAGUAUAUCAUCAUAACUCAUGAUAAUGUUUGUGCUGGAAACAGUAUAUAUAUAGUAUCAGAACUGGAAACAUGUCGAAUUUCAUUGGAACAGAAUUGCAUUAAAAUAUAUAUUAUCUAUACAUAGAUAAUAUGAUCUAAUAUAUAAAAUCUAUAUGAUCUAGUGUAUUAAAUCAGUUGCAUACAUAUUUUAUGUCAUCAUAGGUAAAAAGUUUUGGCUGAUGAGUUUACCUAGCUAUUAUCUUGUGCAAUUAAAGGCCCAGCAAGAUAGCAGUGUUUUGUCAGGGCUGUUCUAGUUCAAUCAGCGUGGCCCUGUUUAAUAAGUACGGUGUAUAUAUAAAGUUCCAGUUCCACUUGUCCCAUCACUACAAUAGAUCUAAAAACAUGCUGCACUUUACACCACAAUACAUUGCUUAUGCCUACCUGGCUGUCCAUGGUCUUACAUAUUACAAACAGUAUUAAAGGCUCUAAUACUUGAUACACGGCGUAUUCCUGUCUUUUAGUGCAGCUGUGGUACUCUAAUUAAACCUAACUAAAUGGAUCAAGCAAUUUUUAAAAGGGUUAUGCACUCCUUAUGCAUAAGUCAACUAAAUCAUCUAGGUCGCCAGGCUUUCAGCUUUUGGAGUGUCCAUUUCUAAGUUCACUGUUUAGUAACUUAAUGAGUACUGUAACAUGGAAUGAUAUUUCAUUCGAGUUUGUUUAGUUGUCUUGCAUUUAAAUUGUGUUGUCCUUAAUUAAUGUGGGCGUGCUUUGUGGUGUGCCCGAUUUCAGUAUAAAUGUCAUUCUCCGUGCUCUGCAAUUGAUCCUACCAAUUGCCCGAUGCAGGAUUGCGUGUAAAUUAUAUGUGAGGCCUGUCCAAUAUCACCGCUAUUAAGGGAAUCCUAAUUAUUAAAUGGGGCAAACAGAAGGUUAUAUGUUGGGUUGUGUAAUCCUAUGUAUGUUGUAGUUUGUACAAACCCGAUUUAAAAUACCAUUGUUCAUGUUACUUCAAAUAAAGCCAGCUUUUAAAAUGUGUUUUAUAAUCUCAAGACUAAAAUAUUUAUAUUAACUUGCUACACCUUUUAGGUGUUAGUCUUAGAGGGUAGCAAUGUGUAUAUGGAUCUAUGUAGCUAAUAUUGUGGAGCAUGGCUCUUAACAGCUAUUCACAGUUUAAAUGGAAAAGUUUGCAAUUAUAGUAUAUGUUUACCCCUGAAAGAAAUUAAGUGAAACAGAUUAAAAAAAAUAAAUAAUAAAAACAGUAUUUAAAGCAUUGCUGUCUUGUUUUUGUUUAGGAUGUCAGUGUGAAUGCACGGCAUAAACACAGUUGUGUGUCUUAUUUUUUUAUUAAACUUAAGCUGUAGUGUCAGUGCAGUAAAAUGUCUAUUCACAUCACUGUUAUGUUGAAGUAUUUAUAAAACAUUUCAUUGAAAAA